AUGCGUGGAGAGGGAGGUAUACUAGGUCGACUAUGGAUCACAGUGCUUGUUAGCAUUGCGAUGUUAUUGGUGAUGAAUGAUUGCAUCGCAGUAUCUAUUGGGUGGCAGGAUAGCGGUGGCUGCUUCAUUCAGGUUGCUAUUGGUGGCACCGGCAGCGAUUAUAAGAGAUGGAAAAUAAGAGAGAAAAAAGAUGGGAAGAGGAAAGAGAAGUUGCAUUUAAGUUGGAGAAGGGAGACUGGGAUAAGAGAAAGAAGAGAGAUAUCAGGAGACAUAAACACUAAGAAAAGAGCUAAGAGAGAUAACAGAAGUAUGAGGGAAAGAGAAUGUCAGCAAAGAUUGGAUUCAUCAAACUUAGUUAGGGAUGGGUCAAUGAAGUAUGGGGCUUGGUUGAGGGCUCCACUGGGUGGAGGGUUGAAGAAUGUAGUAGGUCUGAACGCCAGUGUGAACAAACUGCCGACGGUGGAGAAAAGUGAAAUUUCUCCGGCUAGCGAGCAAGAUUCACCGAAGAAGAUUUACCAAAAUGAGGCAGCGGUGAUCGAGCAGAGUUUCAUGGGUGUGACUGGCCCAAUCUCCGGAGAUGGAGGAAUAUCCAAUUCAAAGAAUAGUGUGACAAUUGAAGAUGGCAAGCUUAAGAAAGUUGAAGAUGCAAUGUCAGUCAUGGAAGGUAUUUCAACAGCAAUAAUCAUGGAUAAUAAUCAAAAGGAAAGGAAUGGAGUCUUAGAGAGAAACUAG
Messenger RNA from Ilex paraguariensis (yerba mate), 732 nucleotides. Lineage: Eukaryota; Viridiplantae; Streptophyta; Magnoliopsida; Aquifoliales; Aquifoliaceae. The record is from the annotation of a GenBank genome assembly.